CCCACCCCAUCGCCCAGGCCCCACAGUCACUUCCGCCGCUGCGCUGCUGGGGCAGAUUAGGGUGAGGAUGGCGGCGGAGAAGGAGGCUAGCCAGGAGAGCGCCUUGGGCGCGUACUCGCCGGUGGACUACAUGAGCAUCACAAGCUUCCCUCGGCUGCCGGAGGAUGAGCCGGCUCCUGCCGUCCCGCUGCGCUGCCGCAAGGACGAAGACGCGUUCUUGGGGGACCCAGACACAGAUCCAGACUCUUUCCUGAAGUCCGCCCGGCUACAGCAGCUACCCUCAUCCUCUUCAGAGAUGGGCAGCCAGGAUGGAUCCCCUCUGAGGGAGACCAGCAAGGACCCCUUUGCAGCUGCAGCAGAGUGUUCCUGCCGCCAAGAUGGGCUCACCGUCAUUGUCACAGCCUGCCUCACCUUUGCCACCGGGGUCACAGUGGCCCUCGUCAUGCAAAUCUACUUUGGGGAUCCCCAGAUCUUUCACCAAGGAGCAGUUGUCACAGAUGCUGCCCAUUGCACUGCCCUGGGCAUUGAGGUACUGAGUAAAGGGGGCUCUUCUGUGGAUGCUGCCGUGGCUGCUGCCUUGUGUGCUGGCGUUGUCGCUCCUCACAGCUCAGGCCUUGGUGGGGGUGGAGUGAUGCUUGUCCAUGACAUCCGGAGAAAUGAGAGCCGCUUGAUUGACUUCCGGGAGACAGCUCCUGGUGCCCUUCGAGAGGAAGCCCUACAAAGAUCCUGGGAGACCAAGCCGGGUCUCCUUGUGGGGAUCCCAGGAAUGGCCAAGGGGCUGUAUGAAGCUCAUCAGCUCUAUGGAAGGCUGCCCUGGUCCAAGGUCCUGGCCUUCGCCUCAGCUGUAGCUCAGGACGGCUUCAAUGUGACCCAUGAUCUUGCCCGGGCCAUCCUAGAACAGCCUGUACCCAAUGCUUCAGAGCGUUUCCGGGAGACCUUCUUUCCUGAAGGCCGGCCUUUGGUACCUGGCACAUUUGUGCGGAGGCCAGACCUGGCAGCUGUUCUGAAUUCUCUGGGCUCUGCAGGGGCCACAGCUUUCUAUGGGGGUGGCAACCUCACCCAAGAGAUGGUGUCGGAGGUGCAGCACCAUGGUGGAGUCCUGACUGAGGAGGAUUUCAGUAACUACAGUGUAUUAGUGGAGAAGCCUGUGCGUGGAGUGUAUCGAGGCCACUUGGUGCUCAGCCCCCCACCCCCUCAUACGGGACCUGCUCUUAUUGCUGCCCUGAACAUCCUAGAGGGCUUCAACCUUACCAACCUGGUGUCCAGGGAGCAGGCUCUGCACUGGGUAGCUGAGACCCUGAAGAUUGCUCUGGCCUUGGCUAGCAGACUGGGAGAUCCCUUCUAUGAUUCAACCAUCUCUGAAAGCACAGAAGACAUGCUCAGCAAGCUGGAGGCUGGGUAUCUUCGGGGCCAUAUCAACGAUUCACAGGCAGACCCUGGCUCACUGCUGCCUGCCUAUGAGCUGGACGGGGGUGCCACAGCUGCACAGGUGCUGGUGAUGGGGCCCGAUGACUUCAUUGUAGCUGUGGUCAGCUCAUUGAACCGCCCUUUCGGCAGCGGCCUCAUCACACCCUCUGGGAUCCUGCUCAACAGCCAGAUGCUGGACUUCUCCUGGCCCAACAAAACUGCAAAUCACUCUGCACCCAGCCUGGAGAAUGCCAUUCAUCCUGGGAAGAGGCCACUGUCCUUCCUGCUGCCCACAGUGGUAAGGCCGGCUGAAGGACUUUGCGGGACUUACCUGGCUCUGGGGGCCAAUGGUGCUGCCCGAGGACUUAGCAGCCUUACCCAGGUCCUGGUGAAUGUGCUGACCAUGAACAGAAAUCUGAGUGAUAGCCUGUCCUUAGGACGCCUCCACCCUGAGCUACAGUCCAACAUCCUCCAGGUGGACAGUGAAUUCACAGAGGAAGAGGUUGAAUUCCUGGAAGCUCGGGGCCAUCGGGUUGAGAAGGUAGAUGUUCUGUCCUGGGUCCACGGAGGUCGGAGAACCAACAAUUUCAUCAUUGGGGUGAAGGACCCUCGAAGCCCAGAUGGCGCUGGUGCCACCAUCUUGUAGAAGUGGGUGGGUGGGGCAGGGGCAGGCGCUGCAGCACAAAUACCCUUUGCAUGUUCCAAGAGCCCCGAGGAGCCCUGCCUCCCCCUGGGCAAGGGAGGGGGGGGGAGAUAGGCACAGAGUGGGCCUGAAGACCAAAGGCUCCCAGUUGGUGCCUUUGAGCUCUGCCCAGGGCCUGGGGACCAGAGGAGAUUUCUAUCAAACUCAAUUCCAGAAUAAUUGACAAAUUCUACAGUUGAUGGGUGUGGACUGAGGAACCUCAGGAGAAAACUAGAAUGGUUUUGCCUCCUCCCAAAAGUCCCUAUUCCUGAGAGGUUUAGGAAAAUGCUUGCUUAAAAACAAAACAAAAACAAAAAAUAACCCACCCAACUGGCCCUAACCAUCCUUCUCUCCCACCCACCCUCUGCAUCUUUCCCCUACCUUCUCCCCAGUCUCAUUUCUCAGAUGACUUGGUUUUUAAAAAUUCACCAUCCAAAAGCAGUGGGCCCUCUUUUUUCCUUAUCUCUGUCCCAGAAAUAGUGAGGAUCUGAGGGAGUGGUGCAGGGACAAGGGGCCACAUAAGGGUGGGAGGGGGGGGGGGGUAACAGCUCAG
Messenger RNA from Sarcophilus harrisii (Tasmanian devil), 2642 nucleotides. RefSeq names its product gamma-glutamyltransferase 7 (gene GGT7). Gene Ontology annotation, molecular function: glutathione gamma-glutamate hydrolase. Bases 68 to 2053 code for a protein of 661 amino acids. Gene Ontology annotation, biological process: glutathione catabolic process. The transcript is spliced from 15 exons. NCBI's taxonomy places the organism in Eukaryota, Metazoa, Chordata, Mammalia, Dasyuromorphia, Dasyuridae. The record is from RefSeq and is a predicted model, not a curated record. Gene Ontology annotation, cellular component: plasma membrane.